GCUUUUUGUAAACAAACUUGUUUUAAACAUCGAAAAAUCAGUUUUCAUGCCAUUCUCUAAUUAUAAGGACACCCUGCCAAGUGUAAACAUCCCAGUAAACAUUAAUGACCAACUGCUAACAAAAGUUGAUAGUUAUAAAUACCUUGGUGUAGUGUAUGAUGCUAAUGCUUGAGAAGGUACUUUCAAGAAGGCAGGUACUGCAAAUUUACUAUGGCCUUUUUCAUAGUGUUGCGGUGUAUGGGAUAGUUGGCUGGGGUGGUCUGUAUGAUAGUUCACUUAAACCCUUGAUCCGGCUCCAGACACGGAUUUUAAAGAUUAUUGGAGUUAAUGAAAGUGAUCCUGAUAGACCACUUGAGAUAAGACAAGUUUUCGUCAUGAAGUCUAUUACCAGACACUAUAGCGAGCUCAGGAAUGAAUUUAACAACUGCCCUACUAAUACCAGGCAUAGAAGUGUUGAACUGCCUAGACAAAAACUGAAGAUAGGUCAAAGAAGCUCCUCUUAUUACGCCAAAGUUUACUAUAAUAAACUUCCUAACAAUUUGAAGUCGAUGGUUGGUGUUGGUGACAGCCUAAAGAAGAAUUUAAGGGAAGCGAUAAAAACUAGGAUAGUAACAUGAAUUCUCUAAAAAAUUGUAUUUUUUGUUGUUGAUUAUUUUAAAUGUCAUAGUUUAUCUUUUGUUGUUGUAAAGAUGUGUUUAGUUUUGAGAUGGUUGGGGGUCAAGUGAUUUUUCAUAAAUGGAGAAUAAUUGUGUUUUCUUUUUUUUUGGGACCACCCAUGUACAGGCAUUUAUGCCUCCUUUGGGUCCUUCAUUUUUUGUUAUUUU
This is a messenger RNA of Coccinella septempunctata (seven-spotted ladybird), 824 nucleotides long. RefSeq lists its product as uncharacterized. The record is from RefSeq and is a predicted model, not a curated record. The transcript has 2 exons. NCBI's taxonomy places the organism in Eukaryota, Metazoa, Arthropoda, Insecta, Coleoptera, Coccinellidae. Bases 156 to 617 code for a protein of 153 amino acids.